CAAGCAGUUUCUUUUGUGGCGCGAGUUACGUCGCACGUAUCAAAAAAAGUACGGAGUGUGUUUGUGUGUUCUCUCUUUUUUUGCAUCUGACUGCUGGUUACGGAUGUUAUAGUAAUAUAGCCUGCGUGUCGUCAGCUGAUGGCGAGUGUGCUACUAAAAUUUUUUAUAAGGAGCACGUAGUCUUACUCGACGUGGGUGCAACCUAAAACGACUAUUUAUCGAUGAACAAUAAUAACUGUUUUUGUACGUCUGAAUAGGGACGAAAAAGGAUUAAACGUUUGGUAUACGGUGUUUCGGAAAACGUGAAGUGAUUUGGAUAAAAUAGAUCUUAUGAAUUGGGAAAGAUAUCUCUUGUGCGGAUGAAAUAGUAUUUCCGUUUCUCCGAUUUAUAUAUUGUUUUUUUGUGUGUGACACCGAAACGUGAUAUCAGUGAAAGUAAAAUAAUUUUUUGGUGUUACGAAAAUAUUAAAAAAAAUUUUUAAAAAAAUGAUGCCAUAUCAAGCGGUAGCAAUGGACUACACAGGCUAUCAGAGACAAGGACCUGGAGUAGCCGGUGGUCAUAUGGGAAUGGGCGCAUUGGGGAUGAGUGUUGGCGGAUCACCAUUCACACAUUCAUGGUUGGUUCCAACUCAGGAACUGUGUGCAGUACCCUACAAACAAUUGCCUAACCAACAUCAAAAUACAACGAUGCAUUCGCAGCAGUCACUUGAACCUGGAUUAUGGUGCGGAGCAGGUGGAGAGGGCAUUCUUGAAUUGAGAAAGGAAAAAUCACGUGACGCAGCCCGGUCAAGACGGGGCAAAGAAAACUAUGAAUUCUAUGAAUUAGCCAAAAUGUUGCCAUUACCGGCAGCCAUAACAAGUCAACUAGAUAAAGCAUCGAUUAUAAGACUGACUAUCAGUUACCUAAAAUUAAGAGACUUUUCGGGACAUGGUGAUCCACAAUGGGGACGUGACGGGUCCACGGGCAGCAAAGUCUUAAAAUCCACAAGACGAACACCCGCCGGAGUAGCUUUAGACUUAUUCGAACAGCAUCAAGGAACACACAUAUUACAGUCUUUGGAUGGUUUUGCAUUAGCCGUAGCUGCCGACGGACGAUUUUUAUAUAUUUCUGAAACCGUGUCAAUAUAUUUAGGACUAUCACAGGUCGAAAUGACUGGAAGUAGCAUAUUCGAUUAUAUUCAUCAUCAAGACCAUUCCGAAGUUGCUGAACAUUUAGGAUUAAGUUUAUCGAAUGGCCAAGGAUUGGCAUCGCCGUCUUCCGGUGCGUCGGAUGAAGGUGGAGGAAAUCAUGGAACAAAUAAUCCAGAUGUUUCGGCUUCCAUGUCAUUAACUACGAGCAGCUAUAAAGGAUUCGAACGAGCUUUCUGUGUUAGAAUGAAGUCAACGUUGACGAAGCGAGGUUGUCACUUUAAGUCAUCGGGUUACAGGGGAAGCGAGGAUAGCGACAAAACAAUGCUCAACGGUGGCAAAAUUGGUAAAUCGUCAGCCAAUCACUAUUCGGUGGUUUUAAUGUUAUGCCGUUUACGUCCGCAAUACACCUUUUCGCACACACGCAAGUCACAGCCGCCCCUUCUCGGCAUGGUUGCUCUGGCAAUUGCUCUACCUCCUCCGUCUGUUCAUGAGAUCCGUUUGGAAUGUGACAUGUUUGUGACUAGAAUUAAUUUUAAUUUUACCAUCGCUCAUUGCGAGCCCAAAGUAACAGAGCUUUUAGAUUAUACACCCGAAGAGUUGACUGGCAGGAACAUAUACAAUUUGUGCCAUGGAGAAGAUGCUGACAAGUUGAGGCGAAGUCACUUAGAUUUAAUCAACAAAGGACAAGUCUUGACUCAUUAUUACCGAUUUAUGAACAAAUUGGGUGGAUUCACUUGGCUGCAGACUUGCGCUACUGUUGUAUGCAAUUCCAAAAAUGCCGACGAACAAAACAUUAUCUGUGUCAACUAUGUGGUGAGCAAUCGGGAAAAUGCAAAUCUUAUACUCGACUGUAUUCAACUGGAGAAUGGACUGGAUACCAUAAAAAACGAAGAGAUAAAUGUCGAUAAUGGUGCCGGAUCGCCGGGCAGUGAUCCGUCAAAUGACGGAGCACAUGGUUCGUCGGGUCAUGUUAGCGAUGCACAAAAGUCUCCGAAAUCAGAAACUCCCGAGCCGGGAACAAGAGCAAGAAAUUUAUCCAGUGCUGCCAAUUCGUCGAAUAACAGCACCUCGUUGUCCAUUGACACCACAAAUACGACUAUUCCGGAAGAAAAUAUUAUCACUGCUCCGAUUAGCCAUACGGUCAGGAAACCGCACAAACGAAAGCUUAAAGCGGAGGUGGAGGAUGUUACAAUUGACUGUCCGCCGAAAAUUCCUUUAGCUGCAUUAGGAUUAACACAGGAAGUUGCUGUUCACGUGCCCAGACUAACCAACAUCGAUGAGCAUACCGAGAGUUCUGUUAAAGAUUUGGAAAAUGCCAUGUCAAAGCAUCUUCCAUCGCCGGUGAAUCAUAAUAACAACAAUACGACAACUGACUUUAGCACAGACGCUCUAUUGAAACAGCAGCAGGAAAAGAGUAGCACAAUACAGUGGAUAGGAAACCAUCAUCACAAUCCAUUCCAUCAGCAAAAUGCACCGAUGCCAGCUACUGCUCUUUUACGGCAACUAUACGCCAAUCGAGAGAGUGUCAUCCGAGCAACAGCUAGACAAAGUUCCAAUGGUGUGUUUUAUUCGGACGGAUCUCAAUCGGGUCCACUGCCAACACCGCCAGGAAGCGAAUCGUCAUUCGAUAAUCAAUUUCUUCUCCACGGCCACAAUCAAAAGUCCGGUGAUGCAUUCACCAAUCUCGUAUCAACGUACGGCGGCUACCCCACAUCAAUGGACUAUCACAAUGCCAUGACACCGCCGAGUAGCGUUUCGCCGCGUGAACCAUCGAACACGUCCAACACCAACAAACAAUCGGGUAUGCAUCCAUCGGCCAACAGUUACGAUUUUUCCGAUUCACUACGCAGUCAGUAUCCGAGUAGUGUGGCGACGGAUGCGCCAACGUUACCAUUGAAACCGCAACCGUAUUCGGCGGCCGCUGCAAUGCACCAUGCCGCCAAUUCGAUAGAGGCUUACGGAAGUAUUGAUCAAUCGCAGUAUUUUUCACAUCAUUCCGGUUUUCAUUUGUACCAUAAGGGAACACCGUCGGCCGGUUGGUAUACAACACCGUCAUAGAUAUGUUGAUUGUUUCGAUCUUUUUUAUUUUCUUCGUUUCGUUGAAGUUUAAAUUUUACAUUGGAAAAGAUUUUGGAGCUUUGUGCUUUGUUGUAAAUUAUAUCGUGUUUCAAGCCCGGUGCUCUUUACUCCCGAAGGUCCACUUGUUGUGUCGGAUGAUACCACUAAAUUCGUUUGAUAUUAUUUCUCAAAUUCGCAAUCGCAAACAGUCUGGGACCGACGGUACAGAGAAUAG
Molecule: messenger RNA, 3424 nt
Organism: Bradysia coprophila
Lineage: Eukaryota; Metazoa; Arthropoda; Insecta; Diptera; Sciaridae
Gene: trh
Product: PAS domain-containing protein trachealess
Biological process (GO): regulation of transcription by RNA polymerase II
Molecular function (GO): RNA polymerase II transcription regulatory region sequence-specific DNA binding; DNA-binding transcription factor activity, RNA polymerase II-specific; protein dimerization activity
Source: RefSeq, a predicted model, not a curated record